Molecule: messenger RNA, 1347 nt
Organism: Adineta steineri
Lineage: Eukaryota; Metazoa; Rotifera; Eurotatoria; Adinetida; Adinetidae
Source: the annotation of a GenBank genome assembly
UAUUAUUCGAUGCGAAAAUCACUGAAAUGUGUAUCCAUCUAUUUUCUCCUUAGUACGAUUUUAAUCAAUAUAUAUAUAUUUUCUCAAUUUCAUAUUGAAUCGAAAGAUUUAAUCGAUCAUGUAACUUAUAUUAAACAACAAGAACAAUUUUUGAUUAAGAAAAACGAUAAUGAUUUUCUUGUACUUGAUUGGACUGCUACUCAACAUAUAUUUAAAGAACAAGAUCCGAUUAAAUGUGAUUUUUCUCAUAUAACUCCUGAUUAUUGUCAAUUAAAAUUUAUUUCAAUAUUGAAUAAUACGCUUCGUUUAUUUCUUAUUGAACGUUGUUCUCGUUUAUCAAAACUUAAUGUUCGUUGGACAUCUGAUCGAUCAUAUUUAAAACAAGCUCAUCUUCUAGCAUAUCAUUCUAUUCAUAUGCCAUGGCAGAAUUUACCAAAACUAAUACGUAAUGAUCAACAACAACAAUUUUCUACGACUUAUGUACUUGAAAGUGAAGUACAUUCAUCAAAUGGUGAACAUUGGCAUAAAAUUGAUUUUCCAAUGUGGUAUAAUCUUCAACGGUCAUAUCCUGAACCUGCUACUUACUUUGAUCUUCAAAUAUAUCUUCCGCAAUUAUUUGCGCCGGUUUAUAUACCUUUCAUAAAUAAAACAACAACGGCUCCAAUUGUUUGGAUUAUAUCGAAUUGUCAAGCUUAUAAUGCACGUCAAGUUUUUAUUGAAAAACUAAUGACAUAUAUUCGUAUUGAUUCUUAUGGUAAAUGUCUCAAUAAUAUUAAAUUAAGUAAUAUACAAAAACGUCAACAAAUAAAUUCGAUUUUAUAUUCAACAUAUAAAUUUGUAAUUGCAAUUGAAAAUUCGAAUUGCGAAGAUUAUGUUACAGAAAAAUUAAUUGAAGUAUUUGCAUCAACAUCAGUACCUAUUGUUGCUAGCCGAAAUGGUAAACCGGAUUAUUCACGUUUUGCACCAAAAUAUUCAUAUAUUAAUAUAUAUGAUUAUGAAUCAGUUAAAGAAUUAGCUGAUUAUUUAAAUUAUUUAUCAAAUAAUCAAACCGCUUAUAAUGAAUAUCUAUGGUUUAGACAAAUACCAACUAAAAAUUAUUCGUCAUUAAGUAUCAUUGAACGAUCGCUACCUGAAAAUCUUCAAUUGGCUGAUAAAAUUUUGGGUGUGAAUGCAACAAUGCGUCAAUGGUUAUUAACUAAAGAAACUAGUAUUAAUAAAUAUUGUAAAUUAGUACAAUUUAUCUAUACAAACUAUUGGAAAGUAAUAGAUGAACGAAAGAAAAUUGAUCGUCCAACAGCUAAUCAAGUGUGUUUACCUCGACACGAAUUAGGAUCUUAUUUUUCUUGA